Molecule: messenger RNA, 684 nt
Organism: Leptosia nina
Lineage: Eukaryota; Metazoa; Arthropoda; Insecta; Lepidoptera; Pieridae
Source: the annotation of a GenBank genome assembly
AUGUCUUCACCGACGGAGGAAACUGUUAGAUGCAAUAGCGAGAGCGAAGGUGGAGAUGCGGAGACACCAGAACACGACCCACACUUUGAGCCAAUUGUAUCGUUGCCCUUAGUUGAUAUUCAAACUAAUGAAGAAGAGGAGGAGGAAUUAGUGAAGAUUCGCUCCAGACUUUAUCGAUAUGAUACCGCUGACCAUGAAUGGAAGGAACGGGGGACAGGGGAUAUAAAGCUAUUGAGACACAAAAUUAACAAUACUGUCAGAGUUGUUAUGCGACGAGACAAAACAUUGAAAGUCUGCGCCAAUCACUUUAUAACACCAGACAUACGGAUGAAUGUUCACUGUGGUUCUGACAGAGCAUUUAACUGGUCAGUGUUUGCUGACUUUGCAGAUGAAACCAUGAAGCAAGAACUACUUGCUAUAAAGUUUGGCAAUACGCAAAAUGCUCAGCUAUGGAAAGCUAAGUUUGCUGAAGCUCAGGAAAUAGUGAGAACAAAAUGCAGUCUCUAUACCCUAGACCUAUCUUCUGAUGAAGAGAGCAGUAUCACUAGAAGUGAAGACACUGAUACCCCUGAACCUAAGAGCAUUGACAAAACUGAAGAUAUAAAGAAGGACAUGCUUGACAAAGAUGACGGCGUUAUUCUGAAGUUAAAAGACCUGAAAGUGGACAGUGAAAAAUCUGAAUAG